Messenger RNA from Anas platyrhynchos (mallard), 663 nucleotides. The record is from RefSeq and is a predicted model, not a curated record. Lineage: Eukaryota; Metazoa; Chordata; Aves; Anseriformes; Anatidae.
AUGGAGGCUGCAGCCAUACCUGUUUUGAAGUGGAAGACUCAUACCAAUGUGAAUGUCCAAGGGGACUUGUUCUGGGUAUCUAAUGGCACUCAUGUCAACAUCCAUUUCUCCUUGAAGUCCUGCGGCACCGUUGUGGAUGUGAUAAAUGAUAAAAUCAUUGCCACCAAUCUGGUGACUGGCUUGCCAAAGCAGACUCCAGGGAGCAACGGGGACAUCAUCAUCCGCACUAGCAAGCUGCUGAUCCCAGUGACCUGCGAGUUCCCACGCCGGUACACCAUCUCCAAAGGUUACGUGCCCAACCUAAAGAACUCGCCCUUGGAAAUAAUGAGUCGCAACCAGGGCAUCUUCCCCUUCACUCUUGAGAUCUUCAAAGAUAAAGACUUUGAUGAACCCUACAGGGGUGCCCUUCCCACCCUCAAGCUUCGGGACUCUCUGUACUUUGGGAUUGAACCCUUGGUGCAUGUCAAUGGACUGGAGACGCUGAUAGAGAGCUGCUUUGCCACUCCCACCUCCAAAAUCGAUGAGAUCCUCAAGUACUACCUGAUUCAAGACGGCUGUGUUUCUGAUGAUUCGGUGAAACAGUACACGUCAAAAGACCAUCUCGCCAAGCAUUUCCAGGCUCCCAUGUUUAAGUUUGUGGGCAAAGACAACAAGGUAAGCUAA